UAUUUUGAGGUUUUAGUUUUGUUUUUUUAACGUUUUCUGGUUGGUAUUUCGCCAUUCCUCCGUCCUCCCAUAUGUGCAGACGUGCCCUUCAACCGAUCUUGAACGUGUCCUCGGAUUACUCCUCUCCUCCGAUUGGUCGAUUUCUCGGCGCUGCAUCAAUGUCCUAGCACGGGAUUGGCCAGCGGCGCCGUCAAGCUACCCGGAUUCAGCACCCACCCCUCCCUGGUUAGGUAGCGCUUCUCGGCGCUGGCCUUUCUCUCGGCGGUGGGUCGGAGCCGCUGUGCCCGGCCUCGCAUGUUCGUUCCCCACCAAAUCGCGCUUCUAAAUUCGAUGCCCCGCUUGUAGGUGACUCGGUUUCGGCCUCCACCACGUAACUCGUGUCGUGUUCAUCGAGCCGCCCCUCGCGUUAACCAUGGCUGCGGUGAGCGGCUCAUCCGGGCCGGUGGCGCGGCUCGAGGGCCGCGAGUUCGAAUACGUGAUGAAGAAGCGCUCGGUGAGCAUCGGCCGCAACUCGUCGCAGGGCUCCGUGGACGUCAGUAUGGGCCACUCGAGCUUCAUCUCACGGCGGCACCUGGAGAUCUUCACGACCAGCGACGAAGGCGGAGGAGGAGACUUCUACCUGCGCUGCCUAGGCAAGAACGGGGUCUUCGUGGACGGGGUGUUCCUCCGCCGGGGUGCCGCUCCGCUGCAGCUGCCGCCGAUGUGCACGUUCAGGUUCCCCAGCACCAACAUCAAGAUCACCUUCACGGCUUUGUCCAGCGGCAGGAAGACGAGGCGCGAAGCCCCCGAGUCUCCCGUCAAACCGGCGCAGCCUCACUUUGCGCCGCUCACCAUCAACAUUCCCGACAACCUCGCCCACCUCAUGAGUCCGCUCCCCUCGCCCACCGGAACCAUCAGCGCCGCCAACUCGUGCCCGUCCAGCCCUCGGGGGGCCGGCUCGUCGGGGUACCGCAUGGGGGGGCGCAUGGUGAGCUCGGCCGAGCUGCAGCUGCUCAACGAGAACUCCCAGCCUGAAAACGAUAAGGACGCUUCGGGCGAAGACAGUCCCAAGGACGACUCCAAGCCGCCUUAUUCGUACGCUCAGCUGAUCGUUCAGGCCAUCACGCUGGCCCCGGACAAGCAGCUGACGCUCAACGGCAUCUACAAUCACAUCACCAAGAACUACCCCUACUACAGAACCGCCGACAAGGGCUGGCAGAACUCCAUCCGCCACAACCUGUCGCUGAACCGCUACUUCAUCAAGGUGGCGCGCUCGCAGGAGGAGCCCGGCAAAGGUUCCUUCUGGAGGAUAGACCCGUCGUCCGAGGGCAAGCUCAUUGACCAGGCCUUCAGGAAACGACGGCCCCGCGGCGUCCCCUGCUUCAGGACGCCGCACGGGCCCCUCUCCUCCAGGAGCGCCCCAGCUUCCCCCAACCACUCGGGGGUGCUGUCGGCUCACUCCAGCGGCGUGCAGACCCCUGACAGCUUGUCCCGAGAGGGCUCCCCGGUCCCCAUGGAGAUAGACACCACCUCCGUAGCCCCCGCUGCCCCCACCACAGUGGUCCAACCCAAACUGGCCGUCAUCCAAGAAGCUCACUUUGCACAGAACACACCAGGCUCUCCAGUCGGCAACCAGCCGGUGCUGAUCGCGCUGCAGGGUCAGCUACCUCAAAGCAUCAAGCCGGUCACCUACACCAUGGCGUCGCCGGUCAGCACCAGCUCCUCCCAGCCUGUCCAGACAGUCCAGACGGUCCACGUGCUGCAGCAAAUCCCCGCUGGCGCCGCCGCCGUCAUCACGCAGCCGGCCGCCGCCGUCGUCAUCAGCAAGAGCGAACUGCAGAUGCAGGAGAACGGAGAGCGAGCUGAUAGCAAAGUGAAAGUGGAGGCGGUGCCCAGUGUCACGGGUGCGGUGGGUCGCAUCAUCCAGACUUCGGCGGUGUCCGGGCCCGUGCAGACCGUCGCUAUCCUGGGUCAACACCAGCUGCCAGUCAAGACGAUCACGCAGAACGGAAACCACAGCAUCACCACCGCCAUACAGAGCAGCGGUCCGUCCGUGGCGAACCCGCUUCACCUGCUCGCUGACCACGCCUCCGCCUCGGCGUCACUGCCCACCAUCAAGCGGCAGAGCAGCGACCAGCAGGCGGGCGGCGGCGGUGCGCCGCCUGACGCCAAACGGGCCAAAACGGAGGAUGAGGCCAGGCCGGCGGACAACGGUAACAACUAAGCUCCUCAACGGAUACAUGCCACACCCCCCACCCAGCACCGAGGGAGCGUCCACCAUCACCACCCUCACCUGUCCUUUCUUUUACUUGUCUCGAGGGCUCCCCAAAAAAAGGAGGAAAUUUCAG
Hippocampus comes (tiger tail seahorse) is the source of this 2327-nucleotide messenger RNA. It is a transcript of the gene foxk2b, whose product is annotated as forkhead box K2b. Lineage: Eukaryota; Metazoa; Chordata; Actinopteri; Syngnathiformes; Syngnathidae. The record is from RefSeq and is a predicted model, not a curated record. The coding region runs from base 413 to 2203 and encodes 596 amino acids. Gene Ontology annotation, biological process: regulation of transcription by RNA polymerase II. The transcript is spliced from 9 exons. Gene Ontology annotation, molecular function: protein binding; DNA-binding transcription factor activity, RNA polymerase II-specific; RNA polymerase II cis-regulatory region sequence-specific DNA binding.